GCAAGGCAUUUCAUAGCAAACACAAAAACACAAAGUCAUGCAACAUCAACGAUCAAAACAUUACAUUGAGUCAAUGCCAUCUUGAAAUUUGUAAUAUGAUGUUUUGAAUAUUGCAUGCAGAGUAGUUGACUAAAAUUCACACUGACCGACCUUUGACCCUUUGGUACCAACGUGUUACCUUUCUAUCCCUUUCUAAAUCUAUUUUGUACCUGCAAACAAACCAUUUCUUUCUGAGUUUUUAGCUGUACUUAAAUACUAUAAUGAGUUAUGGAAUUUGUGGACAUUAAAAGUAAUGAGACUAUUCUACUAAUUUUGGAUUGGAUUGAGAUCCACAUUUGGACCCGUUGAUUCUAUAAAAUAAGACAGAUUACGACCCCUGACAGCAGAGCUGUGCAAUACACUGCAAAAACACAAGAUCUAGUAAGUUUCUUGUGCAAAUAUCUCCAUUCACUUGAAAUAAAACAACUUUCAAGUCACUUUUCAACAAAAUAUAGGAGCUUGUUUUAAGUCAGUAACUUCCUACUAUUGAUGAAAACAACGUAAUUCUGUUUCAUUGACGGAUUAUUUCACUUAUAAAAUGGGACAAAUAUUUUGUUAUAAGUGAAAUAAUCUUCCAGUGAAUCAAGUCAUUAUCAACUCCACUAUUUUGUCUUCAGGAAAUUAAGACCUGAUAAGAUGUGACUUGUCUGUAAAAACCUUUAAAUUAAUGACCUGCAGAACAUUGUGUCUUUAAGCUGACAUUUUAACAGGAACUUACUUUAAAUGUCUAGAUUUAAUGUUCUGGCUGUUCUCCCACAUGCCAGCUUCUUAUUUUGUGUUCAAUGAAAAAUACACAAUAUUUGGUUCACAAGAGUCAGACAAGAUGAAAUUUAAACAACAUUUUAGGUAAAGUUAAGAAUCUUAAUUUCUUUCACAGAUUUCACAAACACAAACUGCACAAGAAUCACGGUAGAAUAAAUAAUUUAAUGUUGCUACAUGUAUUUUUCAUUACUGCAUCGGUCUAAUGUAGUCUUUGAAAAUGCCAAUUUGUGUGAAAUUAAAUCACUUACAUGUUGGCCAUAGUGCACAACACAGUUGAAGCUCACACUCUGCUGACUGGAAAUCACAAUAAGUAACUGCAAACUUGAUUCGAUCACGCAGUAUAUUUAUUUAUAGAUUUUUUUCUAGCACCCAUUCCACCUUUAACAUCCUGUGGCCCUGGGUUUACCACUCUGUAGAUUGGUGUUGGUUUGUUUUUUUUGUUUUUUGUUUUCCACAGUUUUGUGCCCUUUUAUGACCUCUGAGACAGACAUGUCACUGAUUCUGAAAGCUCACUUUCAGGCCUCAGUAAGUCAAUUACAUCCCGUUGUUCAAGGCUAGUCUGUGGUUUCUUCAGACAGUCGACUGUGCUGCGUCACUUCCUGCGGGACGAGAAACAUUAUUCGUCACGUUUCCACGCAUCGCUGAACUCGAGUGCCACUUUCGCAGUCUGACAAACCGGAAAGGCCACCCGCGAACACGCCGCUCUCUCAGGUCUGCAUCAGAGAGCUGUGAGAGGUUAAAGAAAAAAGCAAAGCCAAAAAAACAAAACAAAACAUCCCCUCAAGUUGAGAGGUUGACAAGAAAAAACCCCCACAGUGAGUCAGUGGUGCAUUUCUGUUCGCAGGUCAGUGUUUCACUCCAACCUGCUCUCGUAUUCUCUAAAAGUGCAGCUUCCAGUUUCUAAGAGCCCUACUUUGUCUUGUUUUAUCUGGGAGACAAACACUAAACACGAGCUUAUCUCCCCUCACAAACAUCUCAUCAGCACUUAUGGUGAGUCCUGCAGGACACAAUAAACAAACAGAGGAAGAGUCUUCCAGUAACACCCGAUAACGCCCCCACACUGCUGCGUCCAGAUAUGUCGACAGUCCCUGCAAGAAUCACGUAGCGGGUUAACGGGCCUGACGAUGAUGUGGUGUCAUUCUGGCUAAACUAGAGCGCACCACGGGAGUAUUUGAUUCCUCCCAAGGACGGUUCCCCACUUAGUGGAUAAAGACUUGGUUCAUCAGGGAGACGAGAUAUGGCGACGGUGACAAGAUCCACUUAUUCACGUCUGACAUCCCGUGACUGUCUCGCCGUCAGACAGAUGCUCUUCCGAGUCGAGGCGACACGAAAAUGACUCCAAACUGGAGAGAGGAUGAAAGGAGGAAUGGCGUCACAAAAGGAGACCGAAAAAGAGAGGGGCCGGGGAGGUGGAGGGGAAAACGGUACCAGAACUCGAUGAUAAUAACAUGGUUUGCAGACUAGCGCUGUCAUUAACGUCUCACAUUUUGUCACUUCGCCACGUAAAACUUCAGCGCGUUUCAUAAGGCUUGAAAGCUGCAGAUCGAAACAGAAGACGGUCUGUUUCAAACAGAAGAUGAUCGUUAACGCGCUGCUUUGAAGAAGUUUUGCAAACGAAUUAAAGAUUCCAGGUGGAAAUUUAAUAAAAAGCUGAAGUUCAGUCACAUUUACGACACAUUAAAUUGUUACAAUAAAUAUUUGAAGGAUCUCGAUUUAAUAUGACUUUCAGCAGUAUUUCAUUUCCCUUUGGGAUUAAUAAAGUAUUAUUGAAUUGAACUGGAUUUAAAGAAAAGCAUCUGAGGAAAGAAAAGUAAAUUCCAAGAAUUUUGUUCUGGACUUUGACUAGGCCAUUAUAACACAGAAUCUAAACCAUUUCAUUGUUGAUUUAGCUGUCUCAAGUCUUUAUUUAGCCUCAUUCAUCUUCACCUCAAUUUUAACUGGAUUCCCUGACUCAGCAUGAUGCUGCCACCACUGUGUUUCACUGCAGAUAUAUAUAUAAAUAUAAUUUAUUUUUCUUUUCUUUUUGCGAAUAGAUUAAAAACAAAACUUGUGUUCUCUAAUAAGGAUUGCAAGGACACUGCCUGCAAAAGAGAUUUUAAAUUUAACUGAAUCUUUUCUGGUUAAAUAAAGUUUAAAAGAAAACUACUUCCGAAGCCUUCAGAGAACUUCAAACUGAGAUUAAAACACACAGAAGUUGACUACUAAUUAGACUCUGAAGGCAUUUAGCUACAUCUGGAGAUCAGAAUAAAGGGGAGUGAAUACCAAAGCCUUUUUGAAACCGCGCACAAUGUUCCUUCCACUUCGAUUUGAUUCGUCUCAUCAAUUCCUUAAGGUUUGCGGCUGUGCUGUGACAAGACACGGACAAGUUUAAGAAAGUUUUUGCACCGCACGAUUUGCUGAGACGCCUAGGAGACAAAAGAGAUUUAAAUUCGCAGUAACAAGAGGGAAUUAUGUGUUUAUGGCAGUUUGCAAAUCUUUGCUAAUUAAAACGAUGAGCCUGUUGCUUUGUUUUGAGGGGGAGAUUUCCUCCAGAAAAGCAAAACAAGAGAAGCCCUGUCACAUAACAGCGGGUAAGAGGAGAACAAACGACAGAACAGGCAGAGAGGCUGAAUCGUUCAAGCUAUUUUCAUCUGCUUUGAACAGGCAUUACUCGCGCCCAUUUAUCCCGCUCGGAUAACAGCUCUCAGCCGAUACUCGGCACUCAAGUUAGCAGAAAAUUGUCUUCAUUGAGAAGAGAAUCAGUUGGCCUCACUGAGUGUUCUGUUUUAUUUUCUUCUCUUUGUAUUUCCCAUCUUUUUCACUCCUGCGUUUCACCAUUUUCCUGUUUUUUUUUUUUUUGUGUCAAUCUCCCCCGUUGCUUUUCUCAGAGUUUCUAAUCCUCCUUGCAAUUUCCCAACAAUUCCCAUCUUUAUUUUCCUACAUUUUCAACAACUAAGCUCCUUUUCUCCCACUUGUGUCUUUUCCUGCAACCUCACCCCCCCCCUGGCUCCUCUUAUCUCUCGGUCUCCUCUGUCAUGUCCGUAUCCAUGAGGAACCCACCUCAACGCCGGCGCUCCCUGGGUCCCGUCUCACCCAAGCGAAUCUACAGGAACCUCUCUGUCAGACUGAGGGGAGGAGAGUCGUCCGUCGCCGCCGAGGUUCAUGCACCCAAACGCACCAGCAGGCCUGCAGAAGCUUACAAGACCCUGUGGGAGGCAGUGGAAAACGAGGACACUUUGGCUGUGCAGAGCCUCUUGUCCAAAGAUCAUGCCAGCUGUGGAGGAGGAGGAUCGAGCUUGUGGGAGCGAGGAGAGAAGAAAGAGACAGACUGGGAGAGAGAUAAAGAAAAAGGGGUGAACCAAGUGAGCGAGCAGGGGUUGGUUCCUCUGGAUGUGGCCGCGCUUACCCACAACUCCCCUCUUCUUCACGUGCUGACGAAGGCUGGCGCCAGGCAUAACCCUAUUUUGUGCCGGCCAGCAGACUGGGGGCUCAAGCUGGACGCCCUGGUGGAUCUGGCGAGCAGACGGAUGGAGGAGAGGAAGUCGGAGUUGGCCAGGAAAACAGGAGCAGGCCCCCAGGCGCAGGCGGAGGUCCAGAGACAGAGCCGCCUCUGGAGAUUGCGGCUGCAGCUGUACUGCCGGAUGAGAGAGAACUUCCAGAACACGGAGCUCCCAGGCCCGCCCAGUCAUGUCUCCUUACUGGUAACCAGCAAUUCCUCUCUGUGCGUGGUGAUCAAGGAGCCGGACGGUAACAGCAUGGGGCUCAUCACCCGCUACAAAGUGGAGUGGAGCACCUCGGUCAGCUUCAAACGCGUCCUUGGAACGGCUCAGGUCACCGAAACGAGGAACCCUUCCUAUAUCAUCAACGGACUGACAGCAGGAACGCACUACUACGUGAGAGCGAGUGCCUACAACGUGAAGGGAUGGGGCCCGCCUCAGAGCUCGGCUCCUGUCAGCGCCGCCCCCUCCGGCUGGAGAGAGUGUGUCGGUGUGAAGACGCCGCUCAGGAACCACGAGGGCCUUGUGAGGAAACUGCUGGAAGAUGCCAAAGAAUCCCAGUACAGAGGAUAUUAUAUAGACAGCUCGAAGUCGGCGAGUCCCAGCAAGCGCCUGUUGAUGUCUCGGGGCAUCAAGCAGCUUUUCCACUCUGCCACCAAGUUUGUUCGUCUCCUGCAGAGGGGUGUGUACUUGGCGACUGUUUUCUACCACAAGGACAACAUCCUGGUGGCCGCUGAGGAUCAGAUCCCACUGGUGGAGAUCCAGUGUUGCUCCACCUCCAUCACCCAGGACUUCCUGUGGUUUGCCAAGCUGUCCUGCGCGUGGCAGCAGGUGCCCUGCCUUCAGCAGGGCCUGUCGUCUGCUCACUCCUCUCCCUCCUCCCUCCUUCAGAACCGGCACAACAUCUUAAAAGCCGUUUCUCAGCUGCAGUCUUCUCUAGGAACAAUGGAUUUGGGUCAGGUGUACUACGAACCGCUGAAAGACAGGCAGGGCAAUGUGCUAAUAGUGACGUUGAGGGAGUUCCCAAAUCCUCCAUCAAGCCCUCCUGACCCUCCAUUCCACUGGAUUCCUCUGGACCGGCUGGAGCGGAACCGCAGCAGAACCCCUCUGCUGCCCGAGCCCACUGCCAUGGAUACGCUCUUUGAGCAAUUGAAGGACAAGCUGUCCUUCCACAGGCACAGCAUCCAGUGGGUCCAGCCCGGCCUGUAUGUGGGCAUCCUAAAACUGUGCAGCUCGGUGGACCAGAUCAGGGUCCUGGUGCCGCAGCGGCUGCCAAACCUCCUCUGCCACACGCGGGUCCGACAGAAUCCCCACGUGACCAGAGAGGAGUGGGCCUGGCUCCAGAGUCAUGUUUACACCGCACACGGCGGCAGCGCUCGGAGCCCGCCGAGCGGCGAGGAGGAGAGCAGCGGAGUAGAGGAGUUUGUCAGGUCUCUGAGAGCCGCAGUCACACAUCUCCUGACGAAGCUCAACAUCCCCCUCUACAGGGCCUACCAGUAUGGUGUGUACACGCGGGAGCUGCUACAGUUGGGUGGGAAGGUCUCCAUGCUUCUGCUCCUGCCUCCCAGUGAGGACUUCAGCUCCAGUUACUGGCCUCUGGUGGGAACCAAAGAGCCCGGCCUCACCCUGCCCCUGCAGAUCUUUGAACUGGUUCACUUCUGGACCUACGAGAGGGACUUCCUGAGUCAGUACUGCCAAGCCUGGGUGAGGCUGGAGCUGGACACUCACCUGGCCCAGCAGGCUCUGCGUGAAGCGCUGGACACCAAAGAGGUGCAGGAAGCCCGGGAGCGCCUCAAUAACCUCACUGACCUUUCUCGUCGUUUGGAGAUGGUGUGGAGGGACGCCCGUUGGAUAAUGGACUGUCUGCAGUGUGUCCGCUCCAAGCAGUGGGUUGGGGCAGUGCCUUUGGGCCUGGUGAUGGGUGGGGACCCACCGCCUUGUCCUGAUGGUGAAGAAGAGGAAGACAGCUUGGCUGCAAGGUUGAAGUGGCCCAGCUGGAUCCAAACACAAAGAUCUGCAGCAGGUAAUGGCGCCACCAUGGGUGGAAGUUCUUCCGCUGUCCCCAUACCAGUUACCGCCGAGGUCUGCGCUCCAGAAAGAAUCCCGAUUGUCCUGGAGAACGCUGCGCUCAGGUUGAUGGAAGGCGUCGUGAAGGGAGGGUACCCUGUUGACAUCAGCGCUCAGUCGACGGCGGACCUCUCCGGCAUCGGCCUGCCGGAGGACGGAUACACCGGCGCUUCAGUGGACAGUGGACUUGACUCUGCUGCUGUGGCACAGCUAGAGGCCACGGUGUUGGACACCACAGACUUCAACCCCAGCAUCACAGACGUCAUCCGGCCAAUGGAGAUGGCGGAGCUGGUGGACAUCUUGCCGACGCUGAGUCUUAUUGAGGAGGAGAACCCCGGUGCUCCAUCCACGCCGUCUGUAAUGGACAUCCUGGAGAACUUUGGACUUGGGAUCGGGGAGGAAAACGCCCACUUUGUCUUUGAGAUUGACGACAGGAGGGGGUCAAAGGCAAACCCUGAGAGCGAGACGCACUGUGAGGGUAUCGUGUUAAAUGGAGCGGGAGUCACGCCUUCUUGUGCCACUGUAAAUGGUUCAGAGAGCGACACGCCUUUUUCAGGGCGCGCCUCGCUUCGGGACGAUAGACAGACGAUGGAGGCUCCGAGUAAGGGGGCAUCACUUCCAGUGAGAAACCUGGUGGAGUGGGACAGACCAUCCACCAGUUCAUCCUGAUAUUAAACUUUGUCAGCUUGAAGUUGCAGUCACACUCCAUCACUCGAUAAAGAAGUGAAAAACC
Messenger RNA from Xiphophorus couchianus (Monterrey platyfish), 7077 nucleotides. Its product is annotated as ankyrin repeat and fibronectin type-III domain-containing protein 1. Gene Ontology annotation, biological process: regulation of establishment of bipolar cell polarity; establishment of mitotic spindle orientation. The record is from RefSeq and is a predicted model, not a curated record. NCBI's taxonomy places the organism in Eukaryota, Metazoa, Chordata, Actinopteri, Cyprinodontiformes, Poeciliidae. The coding region runs from base 3816 to 7013 and encodes 1065 amino acids. Gene Ontology annotation, cellular component: spindle. The transcript is spliced from 18 exons. Gene Ontology annotation, molecular function: protein binding.